AUGUCAUACCCGGACCCAUACUACGCCCCAGAACACAGACAAUUCAGUAAUAAUUACUCCACCCAACAGCAACAACUGCCGCAGCAGCAGCAGCAGCCUUACAGAGACGUAGAUUUCGACCCGUAUAAUAACCAUCCGCAACAUCCUACGUACGACCAGAGUGGGUACAACGAUGACGAUGCAUUUCGGAAUGCGAGUCCGGAUGGUGGGCUUGGUCAGGCGAGAGAGAAGGGGAGGUUUGAUGAUGGGUUCAAUACGUUAAGACCCAAUACGUCGGGCGGUCUUCGUUCAUGGCGUAAAGAGUUCCGUGGCCCGCUCUGGACAGCGGGCGGACGGGGCAAAUGCUUCUUCAGAUUCUUCUGCUGCUCUAUCCUCAUAUUCAUAUUCCUCCUCGUUAGCAUCGUCCUUACACUCGGAAUCUGGAUCCGUCCUCCGGACAUCACGAUUAACCAAGUCGGGCUCAAUUCCACUGGUGGAAGUGCUGCCCAAGUUUCAGCUUCUACGUUCACCCUGAACUUUGCUGUCAACAUCUCUGUUGAGAAUCCGAAUUACUUCUCCGUAGCCUUCAGAGAUAUCAAAGCUGACUUAACGUACCCGACGAACAAUAUGGACCUCGGAGGUGGCGAGAAGGACGAUAUCGUCUUCAAGUCGCACACCGAAACGACGUUCAACUUCCCCUUCGCGCUGCAAUACGACCUCUCAAAAGAUACGAAUCAGACUGUGUUAAAGGACUUGCUUAGCAAGUGUGGGUUCACGGGGACGAAGCAGAACAUCAACGUGAAUUAUAAGAUUACGCUCGGAUUAAGAAUUCUGUUCGUAACCGUCUCACCUGCGAUUACCAACUCGUUCUCGUUCGAGUGUCCUUCAGAUGAAAUUCAGAGUUUCUUACAAGGAGCAGGGAUAAACUUGGGGAGCCUCACAGGUGGAGGGUCUGGCUAAUUCUUGCAUUUAUAUGGAAGGAUGGAGGGUUACCAGUUAUGUUCGUACACUACGUCUUCGACCGACCGUAUCUUCGUUACCCAUUUGCUGUGUCUCGUCUACGAUACUGUAGAGCGAGACCUCACGUAUUGGACUUUGUUUUUAUUUGUAUAGUUCACGAAUUAGUUACAUAAUUGGACUUUUAUACUACAUGCGUACGAAAAAAAUACAUUCGUUCUAC
Fomitiporia mediterranea MF3/22 is the source of this 1159-nucleotide messenger RNA. RefSeq lists its product as uncharacterized. The transcript is spliced from 9 exons. Bases 1 to 939 code for a protein of 312 amino acids. NCBI's taxonomy places the organism in Eukaryota, Fungi, Basidiomycota, Agaricomycetes, Hymenochaetales, Hymenochaetaceae. The record is from RefSeq and is a predicted model, not a curated record.